GGCCGCGCUGCCGCUAAGCCGCUUAGGGCCGGGCUGGCUGGCAUGAGCCUCCCCGGCGGGGCGGCUGCGGGCUGCGCGCUGCGCGGCGGCUGAGGGUGCGGAGCCCUCCGUCGUGAGGAGGGGAGGAGGCGGAGGGGACGUUCCGCUCCUCGGGGGGGAGGAAAAUGGGGAACUGCCUCAAGUCCCCCACCUCGGAUGACAUCUCGCUGCUCCACGAGUCCCAAUCGGACCGGGCCAGCUACGGGGACGGGGCCGAGCCGGAUCAGGAGCCGCCGCCGCCAUAUCAGGAGCAAGUCCCUGUUCCUGUGUAUCACCCAACCCCCAGCCAGACCCGGCUGGCAACACAGCUGACAGAGGAAGAGCAAAUCCGAAUAGCGCAGAGGAUAGGCCUUAUCCAGCACCUACCGAAGGGAGUCUAUGAUCCUGGAAGAGAUGGCUCCGAGAAGAAGAUCAGAGAAUGUGUCAUUUGUAUGAUGGACUUUGUGUAUGGGGACCCUAUUCGAUUUCUGCCAUGCAUGCACAUCUACCACCUGGACUGUAUAGAUGACUGGUUGAUGAGAUCCUUUACCUGUCCAUCCUGCAUGGAGCCAGUGGAUGCAGCACUGCUUUCAUCAUACGAGACUAACUGAGCCAGGGUUUCUCCGUGAACCUCCAAGGAGACCAUCCACUUCAAUGGGUUUGAUCCUUUUGUCAUUCAGCCCAAAGAGCCAGAAAUUAGGAAUUAAGGUCAUGCACAAAAUAUACAUUUCCUAAUGAAUAAAAAAUACUCCUGAAUGGCUGCAAAUAUUGGGAAAAAAAAGCAUAGUAUUUUAGAGAAUAUAGAAAAAGUAGGUUGUUAUUUUUAAUGUAAAGCCUUGACCCACCAUUGUCUUUAAUGUUUGUUCUUACACCCAUAUAUAGGAAUUGUAAAGUGUUACAGCAACUGUAAAUGUUUAAACUGCGUGUAUCCAAUUUUAUUAGCAGUAAGAUAAGAGUAUUUUUUUUUUUUCCUAAAUAAAGUAACUUUUUUUUUUUUUCUGAUUCUUUUCACGAGUCCUGGCAUUUGGGUCAAGGCUUUAUUAAAAUCUACAUUUUAUAACACUGGCACAAAGAAAUAGUUUUAAGCUUGUUUGCACAGUUCUUUUUUUUUUCUUUUUCUUUUUUUUUUUUUCCCUCCAUUGGAGAUGGAAUUCAUUGCCUUAGGUCUUUUUAAUAGUGUAUUGUUAUUGUUGGGCUGGCUCUAUGCUUGAAAACCAGUUUAUUUAUAACCUGUUACAAGUGCUAUAUUUUGUUUGCAGUUAGGAAUAUGCAGACUUCGAAGUGAUCUCCUAGCUUGUAAGCAAACUGAGAUGCAUUACCCCUUUUCUGCAAGUGAUGUUGAAUAUGAAGAUGCAGAACAGAUCCUGCAACUGAAAUUAUGGUGUCACGGAUUUUAGAACUCAUUUCGGUUUGGACAAAACAAAUCCUUACACUUGGAUGUCUACUUGAACUUGAUCAAGAUAAAAGUGGACCAGGAGGACGAUAAACAGUGAAGCUACCACAAUUGGAAAAAAAAAAUUAGUUCUAAUAUAGUGUUAGAAGCAAUCACUUAUUCUACCUUUUUUCUCCCUAAAAAAUGGUUGUCUUGAAUUGCAGCAAAUGGAUACUGCAUCUCUUGUUCUUGUAGUUCUUAGGUUUCAGAAGUUAAGAAUAAACAUACUGUAUCUCA
Messenger RNA from Tympanuchus pallidicinctus (lesser prairie-chicken), 1687 nucleotides. RefSeq names its product ring finger protein 11 (gene RNF11). NCBI's taxonomy places the organism in Eukaryota, Metazoa, Chordata, Aves, Galliformes, Phasianidae. Bases 165 to 629 code for a protein of 154 amino acids. The transcript is spliced from 3 exons. The record is from RefSeq and is a predicted model, not a curated record.